Caenorhabditis elegans is the source of this 823-nucleotide messenger RNA. It is a transcript of the gene pot-3, whose product is annotated as Protection of telomeres protein 1 ssDNA-binding domain-containing protein. Gene Ontology annotation, cellular component: nucleus; chromosome, telomeric region. The record is from RefSeq and is marked reviewed. Bases 14 to 661 code for a protein of 215 amino acids. NCBI's taxonomy places the organism in Eukaryota, Metazoa, Nematoda, Chromadorea, Rhabditida, Rhabditidae. Gene Ontology annotation, molecular function: single-stranded telomeric DNA binding. The transcript has 3 exons.
GUUUCAGGUGAAAAUGUUUUCACCGCUCGAGUGUCGUCUUGCUGUUGCUUGUAAAUUCCAAGAUGAUCGAUAUUAUAAGCUUUUUCACCAAUAUUUUGAUCUACUGGCCCAAGUUCACUCUGUUGUCGAAACAAUGGACGGUUUAUGGAUGCUGAGAGUGUGGAGGGCUCAAAAAUUCGGACCAGAAAGCAUCAAAGAGAGACGAGAAAGACAACUAUUUCACGUUACUCAAUUUUCCUUCAAACGUUACAUCGUUCCGCCGAAUCCGCGUAUUGGAAAAGCCAUUGAAGAAUUUGGGAAAGAAUAUCUGAUUGAGAUCAAUGUUUACGACGAGCAUCGAGCUGAUUUAGUGAGUCUAAAUUCCGGUAAUUUCGUGGCUAUUCAAAAUGUGCACGCAGCGUCCACACCACAUAGAGAAAUUCAAAUUCUUCACGGCGGCGGUGAGGCAUAUCAACGUGGAAUCUCGACAGUUCCAGUCGACUUCGAAGUUGAUGCUUUUCAAAAUUUCAAGAGAAAGGUGGAAUCUGUGCUGGAAAAUGUUUUGUACGAUGAAAAUUUCAUCGAGUUCCAACAGCCGGAAGAAGUUACUGAAAAUCGUGUUCCUGAAGAGCCUCAAUUGAACAUCCACAAGGACCCUUUGCCGAGUGAUCUUCCACAAUAAAGGAACACCGAAAGCGUGGCGGUUCGUCUAAAUAUCGUUUUCUUUUUUUUCUGUAAUUUUCGGUUCAAACCGGUGUAUCUCACAUGUUUGUUUUUGGUUUUUAAUAUAUUUAUUGUGUUGUUAACGAUUGUUCGGAAUGCAGUAUUUUUUAAAAUUCUUCAG